This is a messenger RNA of Oikopleura dioica, 1647 nucleotides long. NCBI's taxonomy places the organism in Eukaryota, Metazoa, Chordata, Appendicularia, Copelata, Oikopleuridae. The record is from the annotation of a GenBank genome assembly.
AUGAAGCUUUUGUAUGGAUUGAGCGUGAUUAGAACGCUGAGAGCAAAUGGCGAAGUAGAGCUGCCUUCUGACUGUAGAGAUGAUUUGCCGAGAGAGGCUUGUUUGGACAAGGUUUAUGUUGAUACCUGCUCGACAUCCGAUUGCCAUGACGUUAUCGGGGAAGAACAAUGUUUCGAACUUAUCAAGCGGCACGCAAUCUCGCCUUGCAAGAAGCUCAAUUUCCAUAGUCGAUUUCAAUGCCGCGAAACCUGCUCCAUCUGCUCGCCAAGUGGGCCUGUUAUUUCCCUAAAAUCCGCGCGAGAUCCAGAAGAAUUCCUCAACCCCGAAUUGGGAGAAAAUCUUUUUAAACCCUUCAACCCAAACGCCACUCCUUCGAACAAAAAUACACUUCCAGAGACAAUUUUCGACCUUCCAAAAAAGAAAUCGAAAAAAGAAGAAGAGGAAAAAAUUUCGCCAAAAGAGACGACAGAAGAAGAGAUGAACGAGAUUUUGAAUAUGAAGAGCGAAGUCAAGAUUCCGUUCUGGAUGAUUGUCGCGGUGGGAAGCAGCUGGUUGGUUUUGCUUUGGUUGGCGGCUUGGGUGGGCUGGAAAUGUCGACAGUGUGUUCAGAAGAAGAGUGAUUUUGAAAAGGAAGAGAUGAUUUCAGCGGCGAAAUCUUAUGCGAGAAGAAAUACCUCCGAUCCUCUUCCCAUCCCAGAAACUCUCUUAAAACUCUACCGAGAUCAAUCCAGCUCUGACGUCUCCAAAUCCUACCUUAUCAAAAACUUCCAAAGCUCCGAUUCAACUUCGAACUCGGAAAAGUUCCAUCACGAAGUUGAGCGAGAAAAAGAGCCGAAUCGGGAAGCAUCACGUGAUCAGCGAGAGGCGAAGAAACGAAACGGAAAAGAGGGAAAAAGUCGAGACAAUAGAAAAUCUCAGAAAACGGCUGGAAGACGUGGCGGAUAUGGAGUUGAGACGAGUGCAGAAUCGGGCAUCGAAGUCUCCGAUUCCGACAGGCAACGACUUACGACCCUACAAGACUAUCAUAACAGUGUAAAUCGCCAAUCCUCGACCUCCAGCGCCAUUCCUGUAAAUAUGCUCCUCGCCAAAGACCAAAAAGCUCUCCCCUCUACCGACCGCCCCGUGAUUCCCAGAAGACUAACUCCCGAAGAAAUUCGCCAAAAAGAACUGCUUCAGAUGGUUUCUCAGGCAAACAAUCAAAUUUUGAUCAGAAAGAAUUCUACGACAGAGAAUUCGACUAAUGAUGGAAUUGAUGAUGUCAAUGUCGUUCCAUUGGGGAGCAAGAAAGUCAGUCUUGGAGACAUAGAAGAGAACAAAAUUGAAAAACAAGAAAACCAAAAAUGCUCAAGAAAACCCCGUUCAACCCCUCUUUCAAAAUGGGCCGACUCAAUGAAAGAACUUCCCGUUGAAAACUCCGGCGUCUGUCUCGCCCGAGAAAUUCACGAAAAUGCAAAAGCUCUCCCUGAACUCCCCGAAGAAGAAAAAAUUCAGCGAAAAGAGCGUCGACGAAAUCGAGGCCAUACGAGAAAUAUUGAGAAGAUCAAGAAGCGAAUUAACAAAUUGGAUAGAGAAUGCGCGCUGACGAAUUCGGAGAUUGACCUGAGCGAGCUGUCGGAUGAUGGGGUGAUGGAGUCUGUACGAUACUAA